AUGCGAACUAAAACCAACGAGUUCCUGUUAGCCCUCGCGACAGCCGAAUACGACAUUGUGAUGAUUACUGAGACGUGGCUGAAAGAUGACAUUUCCAACUCCGAGUUAGCUUUAACCCAUAACAUUUACCACUGUGAUAGAAAUUCUAAUAAUAGUCAUUUUAGACGUGGUGGUGGUGUAUUGAUUGCGGUCCGACACGGCAUCGAUGCGGUAUCCGUAACAGGACCUGAUUGCGACAGCCUCGAACAAGUUAUUGUGCGCAUAAAGCUUCAACAUCGUUCUGUAUACUUGUUUUGUGUCUACUUCAGGCCCACUAGCGAAACUUCUUUGUAUGCAUCGCACAUGUCCGCUCUUGACUAUAUCCUGAAUACUGCAACCUUUCAAGACUUCGUUGUUGUAGCUGGGGAUUACAAUGUACCGAAUUUGCAUUGGAGCUACGACGAGGAUGCUAAUGGAUUUUUGCCAGUAAAUGCUUCCACAGAACAGGAACUCGCUGUGAUCGAAUCGACAAUAGCUUCCGGGUUAUCACAGAUGUGUUCCCUCGUAAACGUUAACGGUAGAGUUCUUAACCUCAUUUUUAUAAACAGACCCGACCAAGCUGAACUCGUGCACCCACCAAAAGCUAUUUUAAACACUGACCGUCAUCAUCAUCCUUCAAUUUUACUCCUUGAGUAUAGUUCCGAUGAGCCUAUGGACACGGGUAGCCCUCUCCGUCAAAAUUUAGACUUCCCGCACUGCAACAUCGAAAUGGUUGCUGAAUUAUCAGACGAGACAGAUUGGCAAUCAGCCUUUGAAGAUCUGAAUGUCGAUGAUGCGGUAUCUGCCUUUUACAGUCAGCUUUGGAGCGUAUUACGCGAGCACACGCCCCAUAAACGAUCCACCCACCGCAAGCCCUAUAAACUUCCCUGGUGGAACUCCGAACUGCGCACAAACCGCAAUUUGAGAGAGCCAAUUCCUAUUGCGCAGGGUUCUUUCUGGAGCAUAAAUAUUGCAGCGAGAGAGUAUCCAGGAGCAGUUAAUUUCGUUCCGAAGAAUCUUUGCCACGAACAUCGAUUGACCGAUGGAACGACGAUCCGACAGCGUAUGAAGACCAAGCAGGGCACAUCGAUGUGCGUAUGGAGGAACGCACAUCGGGAACUGCUAGAGCGUCAGCCAGCUGAUUUGUUUGCCGAAUUUUUCAGCAGUGUGUAUAGUCCGCAAACCUUGAACUGUGACGACGCCUACUUCGAAUCUUUGCCUACCUACAACAUUAGGCUGCCACAGCCUGAUUUCACUAUGGGCGAUGGAAUCGAAAAAGAACUACCGGCCCAUAUCAAUAUAGUGCUGCUUUUCCAAAAUCCUCGAUAUACGAAAGGCUAUAUUCAGCAGCUAAACCAAUACUCACCGAAUACCAGCACGGAUUUGUAA
This is a messenger RNA of Uranotaenia lowii, 1407 nucleotides long. RefSeq lists its product as uncharacterized. The transcript has 4 exons. Gene Ontology annotation, molecular function: catalytic activity. Bases 1 to 1407 code for a protein of 468 amino acids. NCBI's taxonomy places the organism in Eukaryota, Metazoa, Arthropoda, Insecta, Diptera, Culicidae. The record is from RefSeq and is a predicted model, not a curated record.